AUGGAACCCACUGGAGUUGAGCUAGAGCUGAAUUGUGAGAACGAUGGCGAACGACGUCGGACUCAGAAUCGAUUGGCCCAGCGCCGCUUCCGGAAUAAGCAAAAGUCAGCCGGCCGCGCCGUGGACGACAGGGAGGCUCUGCUUGACAUCUUCAGCCCGUCCACAAGCCUGUGCAUGUUCGAGACUGGUGGCUUUCUCUCAGGUAUCGGCAUGCCGGGGCUGAACGAGCACGGCGUACUAGAGGCUCCAAGCUUGAGCGAUACAACCACAACAGUGGCAGAUGGCAGUUUGCCUCACGAAUCCCGCGGCAGCCACAGACUAGAUGCUGACGAUGGCUUCGAUUUUUACCCGGCUCAGUCGGCUCAGGAUGCGAUACACGCAUUUAGGCCAUCCCUUGGUUGGAUGUGCCCUAUCCACAUGGCUGCAAAGAAAGGACAUGAUAGGAUCUUGCGACUCUUGCUAGAUAAGGACCCGGAUUGCAACGGGAAGGACAGCGACGGCACGACGCCACUCAUGCUAGCCGUUGCGGGAGGAUACGAAGACGUGACGGAUACGCUGCUGCGGCAUGGCGCUCGCAUCGCCGAGGUGGACAACCACCAGAGGUCAGCUCUACACUGGGGCGUAACUAACCGACGGGAGGCGGUAUUGAGGAUUCUGCUAGAGCAUUGCAAGGCUGAUCUGACUGUCAUCAAUGGGUACGACAACGCCGGGCGCACGCCACUACACAUGGCGAUCGACAUGGAAUUUGAGGCCGGCAUUCAGCAUAAGCAGAAAGCAGCUAUGUUGUUCAACACUCAUUCUUUGGCGGCCGUUGUUGCUGUCGUUACUCUACCACACGUGGUUUUCGGAGCACCAGCGCGUACAUACCCGUCCGGAAACGCAACCGUAUCAUACCGACUCCUUCCAGGCGAUUACAACUGGCCCAGUGAGGCAGAAUGGAAGAUGCUCAACAGCACUGUCGGGGGCAGGCUGAUCCGAGGAGCUCCAGUCGCUGAGGCCGCAUGCUAUGCGGUGGCGACCAGCGCGGCGAGUGACGCUUGCAAGUCGCUCCAAACGGAUUGGGCAACCCUGGGUCCAUUCCUCGCGGAUCCCGUCAACAUCAUGUCGCCGUACUCGCAGAACAACACGUGCAGUCCAUUCCUCGCAGCCAGCGGUGGGAGCUCGAUGCGUCUGGGCGCGGGGAUGCAAGUGCUCGAGAUUUACGAGGCCGCAGCGGCCCGUGGAUUUCGUACUGUGGGCGGCACUUGCGUCAGUGUUGGUGCCAUGGGCGGAUACACGCAAGGCGGAGGCCAUGGUCCAUUAGACGCGUCGUACGGGUUGGGCUCUGACCAGGUGCUCGAAUUUGAGGUCGUGACCACGGACGGCAAGCACCGGACCGUCUCUCCCACGCAGAACGGGGACCUGUACUGGGCGCUGGCUGGUGGUGGUGCCGGUAACUGGGCCGUGGUUUUGUCGGUGACGGUGAGGGCGCAUCGUGAUGGUCCUGUCGCUGGCGCGCGCUUGGGCUUCGCGCGCGCAAACCUGCCGCAGAAAACUUACUGGGCCGCUGUCGAUGCCUGGUUCAAGCAUGUGGCUAAACUCGACGCACAAGGGUUGCGCGGCUUCCGCUCCAUGUCGCGCCUUACCCGCAGUGGUUUCUCGCUGGACAUGGCCACUCUUCCUGGUGCCACCGCCGAGGAAUUGACCACGGUCUUGAACCCCUUCUACCGCUCUCUUGCGAAGCUCAACGUCUCUCUUACGACCAACGAGGUCUCCCAGCAGUCCAACUUCGUGACCCACUUCAAGACGUACAACACUAACAAUAACGACACAAGGAACAUGACCAUCGGCAAUCGACUGAUACCGCGCUCCCUUGUCAACAAUCCUACUUCGCUGACGCACCUAAUGGAUGCUUUCCGCACCAUGGUUGAGGUCGACAACUCGACGAGCGACCCUAUCCUCGUCCUGCUGAGCAGUAAUGUUACUCACGCCACUGCCGGCAACAAGCCCAGCGACAACUCGGUCCUGCCUGCCUGGCGCGACUCGCUCUUCGCCAUCAACCUGGUCCUGAUGAGCAGCGAGCGUGCCGCUUGGGACACGCUGUCUUCCGACCUCGCCCUGAUAAACACUUGGCAAGACCGCUUGCGCAAGCUCACGCCCGGUGGCGGCUCCUACGCCAGCGAGGCUACCUUUGACAACAAGCACUGGAAGACCGACUACUACGGCGCUAACUACGAUCGCUUGCUGAAGAUCAAGCUAAAGUACGAUCCGGGCUUCGUCUUGUGGAAUCAGCCGGCUGUCGGUAGUGAUGCGUUCAAGUUGGGCGAGGAUGGACGAUUGAUUGCUGCAUAG
Molecule: messenger RNA, 2331 nt
Organism: Alternaria atra
Lineage: Eukaryota; Fungi; Ascomycota; Dothideomycetes; Pleosporales; Pleosporaceae
Exons: 6
Coding region: 1-2331 (776 amino acids)
Biological process (GO): regulation of DNA-templated transcription
Molecular function (GO): oxidoreductase activity; FAD binding; DNA-binding transcription factor activity
Source: RefSeq, a predicted model, not a curated record